Molecule: messenger RNA, 681 nt
Organism: Henningerozyma blattae CBS 6284
Lineage: Eukaryota; Fungi; Ascomycota; Saccharomycetes; Saccharomycetales; Saccharomycetaceae
Gene: VPS60
Product: Vps60p
Exons: 1
Coding region: 1-681 (226 amino acids)
Biological process (GO): vesicle budding from membrane; late endosome to vacuole transport via multivesicular body sorting pathway
Cellular component (GO): multivesicular body
Source: RefSeq, a predicted model, not a curated record
AUGAAUAGAAUUUUCGGUUAUAAUAGAGGCAAAUCUCAUGAUCAGCUAUUACAAGACUCUUCCAAGGCUAUGGAUCAAGCACAACAAGGUCUACAGAAUAGAAUAUCACAAUUAGACACACAAAUUUCUCAAAUUAAUUUCCAACUACAAACUUUACAAAAAAAAAUUGCAACUUCAAAAUCUACUCUUGGUAAAAAACCUUUAAAACAACAAGCUCUGAAAUUAUUAAAUAAAAGAAAACAGCUAGAAUCAAUGAGAGAUUCCAUGGAUAAUCAAGCUUGGUCCAUGACUCAAGCUCAAAUGACUUCAGAUAAUUUGAAGAAUACAAUGGUCACAGUAAACGCUUUAAAAUCUACAAACAAAGCACUCAAAUCUCAAUACGGUAAGAUCGAUAUCGACAAGUUACAAGAUAUGCAAGACGAAAUGAUAGAUUUGAUCGAACAAGGUGAUGAAUUGCAACAAGUAUUGGCUACGAAUACAAUAGGUAACGAUUUGGAAGAUAUUGAUGAGGCAGAUUUGGAUGCUGAAUUAGAUGCUUUGGCUGAAGAAGAUUUUAAUGUAGAUCCUACUGAAGAGAUAUCAACCGGUGCUGUACCUUCCUACCUUUCUAAUAAUAUUCCUGAUUUCAUUGAUGAAGAACCUCAAGAAGAAGAUCCUACAAAAGCUCUAGAAAACGCAUAA